AUGAAAAAGGCUACGGCACUUUUUUCGGUCGCUGGGCAAGCACUGUGCACCUGGGCCCUUUCUGGCUACGUCGGAACAGAGUCGUCCAGCAGCAUCGCAGUCGCCCGGCAGGCAGCCAUCCCUGAUGUGGACAUUCCGCAGUCGGUCGAAAGCAUUUGGGACAGUCUCACAGGAAACAACAACUGCCUGGGAUGCCAAGGAAUCCUUCUCAUCUUGAAGACGCUCGCAAACUUCGGUGACGAUAUUUUCGUCGGCGCUCUGCAGAAGCUUUGCAAUGCCGCUUCCUCCGAAGAUGAAGACGUCUGUAACGGCACUCUAGCUCUGGAAGGCCCCGUGAUUGCUGCUAGUCUCCGCGAUCUCACCCUGGGAAGCAAGGCAGCUCAAGUCUUCUGCACAACCCUCCUCGGCCUCUGCGAGUACCCUGAGGUUGAGCCGUACACCAUCUCCAUGCCCCCCAAGACUGUCACCUCUCCUCUCCCGGCAAGCGUCUCCUCAAACGGAACAAAACCCGCCACUUUCAAGAUCGCGCACUUCUCAGACAUCCACAUCGACCCUCUCUACGUCACCGGCUCCAACGCCAACUGCUCCAAGCCGAUGUGCUGCAGACCGUACACCCCGGCCGAUGAGCCCGGCAACAACGACUUCCCCGCCGGCCCCUUCGGCGACCACAACUGCGGCGCCCCCCUGAGCCUCGAACAGAGCAUGUACGCCGCCAUCAACGCCCUCUCCCCCGACUUCGCCCUCUUCACCGGCGACAUCGUCGACCACGCCAUCUGGAACACCACCGUCGCCCAAAACUCCGCCGAGAUCAGCAUGGCGUACCAGCACAUGGCCGACGCGGGGCUGCAGAUCUACGGCACCGUCGGCAACCACGAAAUGUCCCCCGCCAACGCCAUCCCGCCGACGCACCUCGGCGCCGGCGCGCAGUGGCUGUACGAUGUCGUCUCCGAGGCGUGGAGCAGGUGGAUUGGGUCAUCUGCGGAGGCGAAGGCGGUUGGUGCGUACUCGGUCAAGACGCCCCGGGACGGGUUGAGGGUGAUUUCGGUGUCGACCAACUUUUGGUACACGCUUAACUUUUGGCUGUAUAAGGAUGUGCAGAGGGAUCCGAGUGAUCACUUGAAAUGGCUCGUCGGGGAGCUCGAUGCAGCGGAGAAAGCUGGCGAGCGCGUGUUCCUGGUUGGGCAUAUGCCCAUGGGCACUUCUGAUGCGCUCCACGAUGGAUCGAACUACUUUGAUCAGAUUGUCAACCGAUACAAGUCAACCAUCGCCGGGCUUUUCUUUGGACAUACCCAUCUCGACCACUUCCAAAUCAGCUACUCCAACUACACCAACCGCACCGCCUCCAACGCCGUCGCAACAUCCUACAUCGCCCCCUCCAUGACCCCCCUCUCCGGCAUGCCCGCCUUCCGCCUCUACACCAUCGACUCCACCACCUUCGCCAUCCUCGACAUCGAGACCUACGUCGCCGACAUGACCGACCCGACCUUCCAAACCACCGGACCCGUGUGGAAACUCUCCUACGCCGCUAAGAAGACCUUCGGCGCCCUCCUGGACACCCCCGUCGCCGCGGAAGCGGAGCUGACCCCGGCGUUCUGGCACAACGUUACCGUCGCGCUGGAAAACGACCCGGCCGCGUUUGAGGCGUACUGGGCGCGCAGGACGCGCGGGUGGAACGUGCCGGAGUGCGACGACGCGUGCCGUAAGGCUGAGAUUUGCCAGCUGCGUGCGGCGAGGAGCCAGGAUAACUGUUUUGUGCCGACGCCCGGUAUGUCUUUUGGCAUCAGAUCGGAGGACGGGACGAGGAAGCCGGCGGAGUGUGAGCGCUCGGUGGCCAGGGAGACGAUUGGAUCGCUUGCUGUCCGCAAGAGCCAAGUUGAACUUCUCGAGGCGUUGCUGAAGGAGUACCAGGCUCGAAAGUGA
This is a messenger RNA of Colletotrichum chrysophilum, 1920 nucleotides long. RefSeq lists its product as uncharacterized. NCBI's taxonomy places the organism in Eukaryota, Fungi, Ascomycota, Sordariomycetes, Glomerellales, Glomerellaceae. Gene Ontology annotation, biological process: sphingomyelin catabolic process. The transcript has 5 exons. Bases 1 to 1920 code for a protein of 639 amino acids. Gene Ontology annotation, molecular function: sphingomyelin phosphodiesterase activity. The record is from RefSeq and is a predicted model, not a curated record.